This is a messenger RNA of Podarcis lilfordi (Lilford's wall lizard), 165 nucleotides long. Lineage: Eukaryota; Metazoa; Chordata; Lepidosauria; Squamata; Lacertidae. The record is from the annotation of a GenBank genome assembly.
GCCGUCAAUUUAAAGACAGUGAAGGUAAAUGAAGGUGUGAAAAGUGAGGAGAAGGAAGAAGAAGAAGAAGAAGAAGAAGAAGAAGAAGAAGAAGAAGAAGAAGAAGGAGAAGACGACUCCAAGAAGGAGCAGCAACCAGGGAAUCACAGAAUCACAAAAUGGUAG